This is a messenger RNA of Equus quagga, 1087 nucleotides long. Its product is annotated as cytochrome P450 4F2-like. Gene Ontology annotation, molecular function: iron ion binding; heme binding; oxidoreductase activity, acting on paired donors, with incorporation or reduction of molecular oxygen. The record is from RefSeq and is a predicted model, not a curated record. The transcript is spliced from 7 exons. Bases 14 to 859 code for a protein of 281 amino acids. NCBI's taxonomy places the organism in Eukaryota, Metazoa, Chordata, Mammalia, Perissodactyla, Equidae.
AUUUGUGACCUGGAUGGGCCCCGUCAUGCCCCUUGUCACUCUCUGCCACCCCGACAUGGUCCGGACUGUCCUCAGUGCCUCAGCUGCCAUUGCACCCAAGGACAUGAUCCUCUCCAGAUUCCUGAAGCCCUGGCUGGGGGAUGGGCUCCUGCUGAGUGGUGGUGACAAGUGGAGCAGGCACCGCCGCAUGCUGACACCCGCCUUCCACUUCAACAUCCUGAAGUCCUACGUGAGGAUUUUCAAUGACAGUGUGAACAUCAUGCAUGCCAAGUGGAAGCGCCUGGUCUCGGAGGGCAGUGCCCAUCUAGACAUGUUUGAGCACAUCAGCCUCAUGACCCUCGACAGUCUGCAAAAAUGUGUCUUCAGUUUCGACAGCAACUGCCAGGAGAAGCCUAGUGAAUACAUUUCUGCUGUCUUGGAACUCAGUGCCCUUGUGACAAAGCGGAGUGAGCAGCUCUUCCUGCACAUGGACUCCCUGUACCACCUCACCUCUGAGGGACAGCGCUUCCGUAGGGUCUGCCGCCUGGUGCACGACUUCACAGAUUCCAUCAUCCAGGAGCGGCGCCGCACCCUCCACGAUCAGGGUCUUGAUGACCUCCUCAAGGCCAAGGCUAAGGUCAAGACUUUGGACUUCAUCGAUGUGCUCCUGCUGGCCAAGGAUGAAGAUGGGAAGGAACUGUCAGAUGAGGACAUCCGAGCUGAAGCUGACACCUUUAUGUUUGGGGGACAUGACACCACAGCCAGCGGCCUCUCCUGGGUCCUGUACAACCUCGCGAGGCACCCGGAGCACCAGGAGCGGUGCCGGCAGGAGGUGCGAGAGCUCCUGAGGGACCGCGAGCCUAAAGAGAUUGAGUGGUGAGUGCAGGUGCACAUGGUCUGUUCCUGAAACCCUCUGCUGGCUCUGCUCCCCAGCUGGGAGUGGGAAGGUCGCUUCAUGGAUUCUGUCAUUUUUGCUUAGUGGGAAUAGGAGCAGAGCCCAGAGGUGGGGUCAGGUACCUAGCCGGGAUCACAGGGGAAAUGUUACAGCCUUCUGGCUUGGAGAUCUGGGCGGCUGAGAGAAUUAGUGCAAUGUGUGAGGGCAGAUCAU